ACACAGCCGAUUCCGUAGCAUGUCAGGCAUGGAUCUACUAGGACUAGGAGCUGGUAAAAACUCUGAAAAAAAGACACACAACCAUGUUCCUGAUGGUGCAUGUUGUGCGGGAGACAAUGCAAAUUCAAGUAAAGAUCAUCCUAUAUUUGCAGCAGUAAAAUCUGGAUUAUUGGUUCCAGUUCAAACCAUAGCUGAGGAUGGGCCUGAAGUUUUUAGUAUGCAAGAUGAGAAGGGUCACACACCUGCUCACUGGGCAUGCCUGGGAGGUCACAUGACAAUCCUUAGAUUCAUUAUGGACAGUAAAGGUCCAGUGGAUCAGCCAAGCAAUAAUGAGCUCGGUGCCCACCCAAUCCACUGGGCGUGUGUGAAUGGACACAUUAACAUUGUGGAUGUGUUACUUCAGUAUGGAGUGAACAUUGACACAACUGACUUAAAAGGUUGUACACCACUGAUAGUGGCAUGUCAGUAUGGGCAUACAAUGUUAGCAGGGUAUUUAAUGGGCAAGGGAGCCCGCUUACAAAUGGUUGACAAAGAUGGGGAUAAUGCUUUACAUUGGGCAUCCUUUAAAGGUCAUUCCGAGCUUAUGAGACUGCUGAUUUACUCCGGCUUUAAUCCUCGUCAGAAAGACAACUAUGGACAGACACCUCUUCACUUAGCGUGCAUUAAUGGCAGCUUAACAGGUGUAACAGAACUCUGUGAACAGGACGGUGUGGAGGUGGAGGUGGCAGAUAAGAACGGGAAGACUCCUCUGAUGCUGGCCUUUGGUAGAAAACACGAAGAAGUCUGUGAUUACCUCCAGAGGCAGAUUAAAAAGAAGAAGAGUUUACUGCCUAAAAUUGACUUUUAUACAAUAGCAUUUGGUCCUCCAGGAAACAGUAAAGGAGCCAUUCUCUUCUUCAUGGUCAAUGCCAUUUGCUGGGGAUACCCAAUGUAUAUAUUUAAGUGUUUGCCAUAUACCUGGAAUGAGCUUCAGUUAUUCCAUAUCUUCUUUUUCUUCGUAAACAUUGCCAUGUGGAUUUGUUUGUUUCAUGCCAGCACAACAGAUCCGGGGUUCCUUCCUAGAAACAUACCUGAAUAUGAUAUGGCUAUAAAACAAGUAGCACAUUUUGAUGAGUGGAAGCAUGGUGAGAAUCCUUUGAGUCGGCUCUGUCACACGUGUCGGACGGUCAAACCACUCCGCUCCAAGCACUGUAGAGUGUGUAACCGCUGCGUCAAGGUGUUCGACCAUCACUGUCCCUACAUCUAUAACUGUGUGGGAUACUAUAACAGGCCCUGGUUCUUCAUGUUUGUCCUCACCAUGUUUGGCAAUGUUCUCUUUACGGACUUCUUCUGCUACCAUCUUCUCUCUGAGUUUGGCUGGGAUUGGAUUGUAGUUAUAGGAGCAGUCGAGGCAGGUGUUGCCACCGUAGCGGUCACGGCAGUGACCGUCCUCAUGACUUUCCAUGCCAUAUACAACAUCACAGCUAAUGAGAGAGUGAAUUACAAGAGGUAUAAGUACUUAAUGGAUGGUAAAGGAGCUUUUUAUAAUCCAUUUAACAAAGGAAUUGUUCACAACCUAAAGGAAUUCUUCUUAAUGAUUCCACCAAGGACUGAAAAGGAUGUGGAAAUUCUGAAUGUAUGAUUUAACUGAUUUUAUCCAGAUGAAUGCAUGAUAGAACAAGGAGUAGGAAAAUAUUUUUUAUUUGUUUGCAUUUGUAUGCAGUUGUUCUUCCCCAACUGUUAUGGCUUUGAAUGUGCAGGUGCAAUCAUUUUAUUUUAUUGGUAACUUGAGUUGUGUUUUAUUCUCUCUCUUUAUUUUAAUACCUCUGUGUGUUCUUAUGUUCUAUCAUUAUUAUAAUAUUUGGUGCCAAAAAUAUCAGAAUCAUGUACAUGAAGGUGAAACCUCUUUCCAUUACACUGUGGUAAAAGAAACUCAAGUUCAAAUUUUCAUUUGCCUCGAUAUGUGCAAAAUUGCCUUUUUUCCAUUUAAACAAAUUCACAUUUUAAGCAUUAUUCCGAAAAAUUCCAUGACAAUCAUUUUAGGAAGCAGGUACAUAUACAGUAUACAUUAGUUUUAUCUAAUACAAUGUAAAUGUAAAAAAUGCAUCCAUGUUAUCAAUUAAAAUUGUUAAAUAAAGCAAAUAUUAGAACUGAGUUGUACAAAUUGAUUUAACAUCUUUAUUGUUUUAUUUCAUUCAGCUGUUUUUUUCACGUGAUUAUUUUUGUGACUUUAGCAUUUGAAGUGGAAUAACACAUUGUGAGAGAAUGUACAGUGAGGAGAUUUUGAUAGUAUUUAUAUGAUGAGUCUGGUGUGUGAGAUCUAUUGAUACUGAUUGAAUGAUUUUUUUUUUUUAUAUAAAUAUAUGCAGUAUGAAAGAGAAAUCUGACAGUAAAUCUUUCUAAUGAAUCAGAAUGUUUUAUUGCUAUAUCUGUCCUUUAUUGUCAAGAUGUACUACUCCAGUAUACCAAGAAUUUUAAUAAAGGGUUUUUUUCCCUGUUUAAUUAAUGAAUAUAUGUUAAAAUUGUUUUGUAUAUGCAACAAAUGAAUGUAAAUGUGAUGACCAAAAAAAAAAACUGUCUAAAGGCAAUUGAUGAAGUCCACUCUUUUAAUCUUGUUGGUUUGAAUGUUUUGUAUAAGUGUAGUGCCCAUUUCUUUUGAUGCAUGUCUGUUCAGUGAGUUAGGAAGGUACAUGUACAAAGCAUAAUAUCCAAUUUUUGUAUGGAUUGUGAGUUCAAAUUGUUACAACUCAUUAUAUUUGUUCAGAAUCAUUAUAUUAAAAAUGAAAUAAUUUUAUUACGUAUUGUAUUUUAAUCAUAAUUUUAUUGAUUUAUAAUAAAUAUAUUUGCUAUUAAA
Saccostrea cuccullata (small rock oyster) is the source of this 2833-nucleotide messenger RNA. RefSeq lists its product as uncharacterized. Gene Ontology annotation, biological process: protein palmitoylation. Gene Ontology annotation, molecular function: protein binding; palmitoyltransferase activity. Lineage: Eukaryota; Metazoa; Mollusca; Bivalvia; Ostreida; Ostreidae. Bases 20 to 1621 code for a protein of 533 amino acids. The record is from RefSeq and is a predicted model, not a curated record. The transcript has 9 exons. Gene Ontology annotation, cellular component: Golgi membrane.